This is a messenger RNA of Mesoplodon densirostris (Blainville's beaked whale), 366 nucleotides long. Its product is annotated as cysteine-rich secretory protein 1-like. Gene Ontology annotation, cellular component: extracellular region. Lineage: Eukaryota; Metazoa; Chordata; Mammalia; Artiodactyla; Ziphiidae. The record is from RefSeq and is a predicted model, not a curated record.
AUGCCUGGGGUUAAGCAUCCCAGUAAGCACUCUUCUCCAUCAGUACAGUUUACUAAACUCUGGCAGGUUGUUUGGGCCACUUCUUACCUUAUUGGCUGUGGCAUAUCAUCAUGUCGUAAAGGAAUUCAGUAUCUCUACAUAUGUCACUAUUGUCAUGAGGGCAAUGAUCCUGACAAAAAGAAUGUACCUUAUAAUAAGGGAACUCCAUGCGGAGACUGUCCAAAUAACUGUGAAGAUAAACUUUGUAUGAACCCUUGCAUCUACUACGAUGAAUACAGUAAUUGUAAACAGACACGAGGUCCUGCCUGCAGCCACCCGUCAGGACUCCGCAAAGCUAGUUGCCUGUGUCCCACUGAGAUAAAAUAG